AUGCGUUUCUCCACUCUCCCCAUCCUCUUAGUCGCCGCACUCACCACCCGUGUCCUCGCCGGCAAGCACCACAGGGGAUUAUGCUUCGACGGCGACUCCCCCAACGCCGACAAGGGCAGCAAGGCGUGCGAGGCGUACAAAACUACCGGGGGCGACAAUUGUGUUAAUUCUUAUUGGAAGGACGACUACAGCGUCCAAGGGGAUGAAGAGUGCUACAGUCAAGCGGGAGAUAUUGAGGAUGAUGCGUGGAAUAAGAUUUGUCAGCUAUACAAGGCUUCGAGCGGUAAAACUGCGUAG
This is a messenger RNA of Hymenoscyphus albidus, 297 nucleotides long. The record is from the annotation of a GenBank genome assembly. NCBI's taxonomy places the organism in Eukaryota, Fungi, Ascomycota, Leotiomycetes, Helotiales, Helotiaceae.